CAAAACUAGCUGCAUGGCUAAAUAUCUCAGAUAAUACAUUGUCAAACUUUGCCUUGGAGAGCGGACGAAUACAAAUUUACAGUUAAAGCUAAACCUCUCAUGCAGUUAUGUCGUGACUCCGGUGUCGGUGGUGACAGAGCUCAACGGUUAACGUUUUUAAAUCUUCGCAUCACUUAACACAAGUGUUUGGACUGAGCAGGAUACUAGCAUGUGUCGUUAGCAAACCACUGCAGGAAAGUAGUUCGUUUAGCUAGCUUAGACAGCCAGCCAAGUGUUAUUAUGAGGCUUAAUUUUGCCUCUUUAUGUUCAUGCUCGAUUUAAAUAACCUCUUCGCAAUGGACACCGAGGCAAUAGUGAUCCGUAUAAAGACGCCGUCAGGGGACAUGGACUCGUCCGUCGACUGUCCAUCUCUUCUGAACUUCAAUGACUUGCUGGUCGCAAUCAGAGAUGUCAUGCCUGAAGCCACUGUCACUGCCUUUGAAUAUGAGGAUGAGGUGGGAGACAGAAUCACUGUAAGAAGCGAUGAAGAACUCAAGGCCAUGUUGUCAUAUUACUGCAACACAAUGAACGAACAACGCAUGAAUGGACUGCUGCCCGACCCUCUCCAGAUUUUUCCAAGAGCCGGCAAGACUCCAGGGAUCCGGAACAUACAUGGCCUGAAGGUUAAUACAAGACCUAACCCAGCCAAUGACUGUACUCAUGCUGUUCCAGACUCCAUGGCCAACAACAGCUUAAAAAAAUCAUCUGCUGAGCUGAAGAGGAUCUUGACAAAUGGCCAGAUAAAUGCCCAAGAUAUCCAUUAUCAAGAGCAGCUCGGCCAUGGAAACGGAGGCACAGUUUACAAAGCGUACCAUGUUCACGGCAAGCGGGUUUUAGCUGUCAAGGUCAUCCCACUGGAUAUCACGGUGGAAUUACAGAAGCAGAUCAUGUCAGAAUUAGAAAUUCUCUACAAGUGUGAUUCACCCUACAUCAUCACUUUCUUCAGUGCUUUUUUUGUUGAGAACAGGAUAUCCAUAUGCACAGAAUUUAUGGACGGUGGUUCUCUCGACGUGUACAAACGAAUUCCAGAGCAUGUGCUGGGGAGGAUCGCAGUGGCAGUAGUCAAAGGCCUGACAUAUCUGUGGAGCCUGAAGAUACUUCACAGAGAUGUCAAGCCUUCCAAUAUGCUGGUGAACACCCGAGGACAAGUCAAGCUCUGUGACUUUGGUGUCAGCACACAGUUGGUGAAUUCUAUUGCCAAAACGUACGUGGGAACCAACGCAUACAUGGCACCAGAAAGGAUAUCAGGAGAACAGUAUGGUAUUCACGCAGAUGUCUGGAGUGUGGGGAUCUCUUUCAUGGAGUUGGCGCUAGGUAUGUUCCCCUAUCCACAGAUUCAGAAAAACCAAGGAUCUUUAAUGCCUCUCCAGUUACUGCAAUGCAUCGUUGAUGAGGAUCCUCCAGUUCUUCCCGUCGACCAGUUCAGUGAAAAGUUUGUUCACUUCAUCACACAGUGUAUGCGACGACAACCCAAAGAGAGGCCUGCCCCGAAUAACCUCAUGGAUCAUUCCUUCAUCGUACAGUAUAAUGAUGGUAAUGCAGAGGUGGUGUCGAUGUGGGUUUGUCGCUGCUUGGAGGAGAGACGAGCUCAGGUGGCUCAGGGACACGUCUGACGUCCUCCUGCCCUCCGCCCAUGAUGGACCUGGACGUUUGAUCCCAAACCUUGAACACUUGUCAGAGUCUUCAGGAUCAAGUACGUCCAUACGCAUUGUACAAGUGACUUUAUGUACAAGGACAAAAAUCACUAGAUGUUAAAUACUUCAUGUGAGUAAUUCUUAAUUUAACAGCACUCUUGCGCCGUGACAAUGAGGAGCUCACAUCCUUUGAACUGAAUAUUAUUGUCUGCAUCCAAAAAGUGCAGAGAGGUCUGUGCUUCUUCCUAAAGUAGGUCUCCAUCUGCAGCUUUGUCCCCCACGUGUAUAGAGAAAUGCAUUGAGCAUCACGGUCUGAUGAAUGGAGAUAAAUGGUCCUGAUUUAAAGGACCGGUGACAAACAAACAACUUCUAAGCAUAAGACUGCAAUACGCUGGCAGAGUUGUGAUCUCUUUCUAGGAUGGCAUCUCAAAUAACCAUCUUGUGCUUUACUGUUGACAGCCCUCUAGUGAAUGUUAAGGUUUUUGCCUGUGAGUAACUGCCCAUGUGUGUGCCUGUUUUUCCACUGGUGUAAUUUAUUACCUCAGCAACUUACAUUGUCACUCUUAAUAGCAAGAUUUACCCCCCCACCACAUAAAAACAAAAAAAAAACAAAAAAUGUCUGUUUUCAGCUCCUGGAGUUGAACAUUUUGUAUCCCAAACCUUGCAAGGUUGUGGGUUAAUUGAAUAGACAGCAACAAACCUGCAGUACCUGUGAGUCUGAAGCAGCACUGCAGUAUUAUUACAGAGUGGAAUGAAAUAUUGACACAUCUUUUCUUGAUUCUCAAGCUCACUGACCAAACAAUUUAUUGUUCACACUCAUCAGGAGGAACCAGGGUUUAUUUCUUUUUAAACUGGUUUUUAACUCGGUUGCAUAUCUUUUAUUUCCAUUUGCACAGUCAUGCCUGACAUUGAGUGCCACUGAAUGAACUGUUGGAGAGGAAAUUGUGCUGAAGCAGAUCUCUACUUUCUAUCAGCAGUUAUUUGAUUUAUUUUUUGAAACCAUUAAGAGUAAGAGAAACUACAGACUGUAACUCUUCCUUUUCUUAUAAACCAACACUUUUUUCAUUUUUAAGUUAUUGUUUUAUCCACAUUGUCAAAAUCCUUCACUUUAGCAAGAUAUAUACUAUGUACAAUACAGAAAUUAUUGUUUUAUUGGAUUGCCCAAUGAGAUCAGUUGACAUCAUGUAGAGGGAAAACAUUAAUGAAGCGCACAAAACACCAAAGACCACUUGUGAGUCAAACGGUGAAUUAAAUGGAUUUCUCAUGACUGAGGCAAACAUAACAUGUUAAGUGACUAAAAUGAAUUGUUUUGACAGGGUGUUUUCAUGCAGCUGACGAAACAUUUUGUGCUUAGGUGCUUAAAUUAAAUGCCAUUACUUCCACAAAGGCUAAGUAAACACAGCCUACAGUGGCACAUCAAAGAAAAAGAACAGCAGUAUGCCAGCGCACCACAAAAAGCUGAAAGCACUGUUCCACCAUACAUGUGAACUGUAGUUUCAAUACCCUGUGUGAUGUUUUACCCUCUGUUAUGAUGAGGACACUCAUGGAUGAUAGAUUUUAAUCACUGGCCUUAAACUGUAACUCAUUUCAAACUGAGAACACAUCUGUUGCUCAGACACAUGCUCCAUCUUGUCCUUCAUACUUUGAGAACUCCUCAUGGGUCAGUUUUUUUUCAUCAUUUUGCAGAACUGAGUAUUCAUUUAGCAUUUUGCUAUGUAAAUGAACAUUUACACUGCUUUUGAACUGACCUUACUCUGCACAGUUUUUUGUGUGGUAUUGAAGGACACUGUUGUCCUUCAAUGCAAUUUGUGGUAGAGUAAUUGAAGGUGGUCUGGAAGCUCUACAAAUGUCUUGAAAACAAAACUGUAAUUUUACAAAAAAAUAUAUUUCUAAACUCAAAGUCCACUUGCUCGCUUUUCCCAACAAUUAAAAAGAUCAUGAGAAGCAGUUGAAAGUUCUGGUAAAAGCUAGUAAGUGGAGUAUUUUUCACAGACUACAGACUGUCUCUUUGGACACUCAUAGCACCACAUUAUUUUUUUUUUUUUUAAUUGAAUGCUUUCCCACAUCCAACGAUUCAUUAUUUUUAAUGAAUUAUACUUAUUCAAUGUUAAGUUCAUUCUCUGUAACAGCAGUUAGGAUACAGCUUGUUCGGCCAGUUUUUCCAGAUACACUGCUUGUGUUUGCUACCAGCACUCAGUAGAGGCGCCAUGUGUCAUGAUCCCUCCCAGAUUUUCUUUAGUAACAUUAUUUGCCUGAAAAUGAGGCACAGCCUUUUUACUUUUAUGUUCAUAAAUAUUCAUUUGGGAAGGACGUAUGUGCAAGAUGUUGAUGUUAAUUUUACUCUGAUAUUCUGUGAAACUCUUGGUAGACAUUUGAAGAUGUUCCCCUUAUUGAAAUACAUCAGUGUGGAUUUUCCAAUAGUUGCACAAUGAAUAGAAUAUGUACUUUGCAUUUUACCACAUACAUACUGUUAGCUGUAUUCAACUGUCACUUUUGGUAUGUCAAAUUCUGUCAUACUGUUGAUACGUCUGUGAGACAGGAACCUGAUAUUAAGUUGGCCUUAAAUGUACCUGAAGCUAUAAAUACUUUGCAGUCUGGUAAAACUUUUAAAUCAGUGUGAAAUAAGGAGAGUGUGUCGCAGCAACUGGCUGCUGAUGAACUCUCUGUGAAAUGUUAAAGUAGUCUUGCGACCAAACCAAAAAGAAGAAAAAAACAUUUCAUAUUUCUGAACAGAUGUACUGGAAGCUCCAAAAGCUCAUGCACAUCUUUUUUUUUGUUUGGCUAUGUACUCAUUGACUGUGAUAUAUGAUAUGAAUCUGCCUUAUCAGUGGGAAUAUUUAUUAUUAUUUUUUACUUUUCAGCCUGCUUACAACAGAGUUCACCUCUUGUGACUCUGUUAUUUUACCUCUGUUUGCCUAAACCACAAAGCAUUAAGUCAGUGAUGGGACUCAGCAGAAAUAUUAGUGCUGUGAUGUUACUGGCUGAUUAUGGCCUUUUCUGUAAUUAUCUGUGUUGGCACAUAUUCCAAC
Molecule: messenger RNA, 4702 nt
Organism: Seriola dumerili (greater amberjack)
Lineage: Eukaryota; Metazoa; Chordata; Actinopteri; Carangiformes; Carangidae
Gene: map2k5
Product: mitogen-activated protein kinase kinase 5
Exons: 22
Coding region: 303-1652 (449 amino acids)
Biological process (GO): protein phosphorylation
Molecular function (GO): ATP binding; protein kinase activity; protein binding
Source: RefSeq, a predicted model, not a curated record